This is a messenger RNA of Pyricularia oryzae 70-15, 1119 nucleotides long. RefSeq names its product hydroxymethylglutaryl-CoA lyase. Gene Ontology annotation, molecular function: hydroxymethylglutaryl-CoA lyase activity. The record is from RefSeq and is a predicted model, not a curated record. Gene Ontology annotation, biological process: L-leucine catabolic process; ketone body biosynthetic process. NCBI's taxonomy places the organism in Eukaryota, Fungi, Ascomycota, Sordariomycetes, Magnaporthales, Pyriculariaceae. The transcript is spliced from 2 exons. Bases 1 to 1119 code for a protein of 372 amino acids.
AUGGCUCCCUUGGCCCCAAUUGCAGCCCGCUGCGCCCGUCGCGUGGCCGUCAAUGGCUUGUUGAAGCGGUCUUGCAUGCCGCGGCUAUACUCGACGGCGGGCAACACACAGCAGCAGCAACAGCAACAACACCAACCUUCAUACAAUAACCGUGUCAAAAUCGUCGAAGUCGGGCCCCGCGACGGCCUGCAGAACGAGAAAACCACAAUACCACUCGCCACAAAGAUUGAGCUCAUUGAGAGGCUGGCCAAGACGGGUUUGACCACCAUCGAGGCUGGGUCCUUUGUCGCGCCCAAAUGGGUUCCGCAGAUGGCCAACUCGAGCGAAAUCCUACAACACAUCCUCGUCAACGAGAUCCCUUCCCCGAACCCGGUGACCUACGCUUUCCUCGCCCCAAACACAAAGGGGCUCAACAACGCACUCUCGCUGCUGGAGGCCCAUCCAGGAUCCUACAGCACCGAGCCGAAGCCCUCAUCCCCGCCCGCCGUGGAGCUGGCCGUCUUCGCCGCGGCGACCGAGUCAUUCUCGCGCAAGAACCUCAACAUGGACGUGGCGAGCUCGCUGGCGGCGUUUGGCGAGGUCAUCAAGGGCGCCAAGAUUGCGGGCCUGAGGGUCAGGGCCUACAUCUCGGUCGUUCUGGGGUGUCCGUUUGAGGGCCACGACGUGGACCCUCACCGUGUCGCCGAGAUCGCGACCAGCCUGCUCGAGAUGGGCGCCGACGAAAUCGCGCUCGGCGAUACUACGGGCAUGGGCACGGCGCCCCGAACCCAGGCCCUGCUGAGGUGCAUCUCGGCCGCGGGAGUGCGGAGCGAGGAUGUCGCCAUGCACUUUCACGACACGUACGGCCAGGCUCUGGUCAACACGGCCGUUGCGCUCGAGCAUGGCGUGCGCACCUUUGAUUCUUCCGUGGGAGGUCUGGGUGGCUGCCCGUACAGCCCCGGGGCCACGGGCAACGUUGCCACCGAGGACAUGGUCUACUUCCUCGAGACGUUGGGGAUGGAUACCGGAGUGGAUCUGGAGGCCGUUGCGGAGAUCGGGUCUUGGAUCACCAAGGAGAUUGGGAAGCCGCACGACAGCAGCGUGGGCAAGGCGGUGCUCGGGGCCAGGUCUCGAGUCUAA